Oncorhynchus nerka (sockeye salmon) is the source of this 8203-nucleotide messenger RNA. RefSeq names its product SH3 and multiple ankyrin repeat domains protein 3-like. Gene Ontology annotation, cellular component: postsynaptic membrane; dendritic spine; postsynaptic density. The record is from RefSeq and is a predicted model, not a curated record. Gene Ontology annotation, molecular function: synaptic receptor adaptor activity; ionotropic glutamate receptor binding. Lineage: Eukaryota; Metazoa; Chordata; Actinopteri; Salmoniformes; Salmonidae.
UUCCCUUCAGAAAGACAAGAGAGUUAUCAAGACAGUGUAGAGCCCUAGACACAGAGAAGUACAGACUACAGGACUACUACAGACCAGUACAUUACUACUACAGACCAGUACCUUACUACUACAGACCAGUACAGGACUACUACAGACCAGCACAGGAGUACUACAGACUACUACAGACCAGCACAGGAGUACUACAGACUACUACAGACCAGCACAGGAGUACUACAAACCAGCACAGGAGAACUACAGACUACUACAGACCAGCACAGGAGUACUACAGACCAGUACAGGACUACUACAGAUCCAGCACAGGAGUACUACAGACUACUACAGACCAGCACAGGAGUACUACAGACGAGCACAGGACUACUACAGACCAGCACAGGAGUACUACAGACCAGCACAGGAGUACUACAGACCAGCACAGGAGUACUACAGACCAGCACAGGAGUACUACAUACCAGCACAGGAGUACUACAUACCAACACAGGACUACUACAGACAGGCACAGGAGUACUACAUGCCAACACAGGACUACUACAGACAGGCACAGGAGUACUACAUACCAACACAGGACUACUACAGACAGGCACAGGAGUACUACAUACCAGCACAGGAGUACUACACGCUACUACAGACCAGUACAGGACUACUACAGACCAGCACAGGAGUACUACAGACCAGCACAGGAGUACUACAUACGAGCACAGGAGUACUACAUACCAGCACAGGAGUACUACACGCUACUACAGACCAGUACAGGACUACUACAGACCAGCACAGGAGUACUACAUACGAGCACAGGAGUACUACAGACCAGCACAGGAGUACUACAGACCAGUGUGGUGACAGUGGAACCAGCAGGAUCAUUUUGAUGGGAAUCCCAGACCAGAGGGCUGUGACUGGACAGUGAGUGACCCCAUGCCUCUGAGUCCGGCUGCCAACGCUAAGCAUGACCCCCCUGAUCAUCCCCGGCAACCAGCCGCUACCAAUGGCAACCAGCCAGGUUCCGCCCUUGCCAGGGACGACGGGAGGACUUCCUCCCCAGAUCCUCCUGACGACGGCUCUGGAAACAGCAUCGUCAUCCGUAUUGGCAUCCCUGACCUGCAGCAGACGAAGUGUCUGCGGUUGGAUCCCGAGGCAGCAGUGUGGAGCAGUAAGCAGCGUGUGUUAGUGACUCUAACACAGAGUCUGACUGAUGUUCUUAACUACGGUCUGUUUCAACCGGCCUUCAACGGGCGAGCUGGGAAGUUCCUAGACGAGGAACGACUGCUGAAAGACUACCCUCUACCCCCCAUCACCCCUAUUCCCUAUCUAGAGUUUCGCUAUAAGAGGCGUGUUUACACUCAGAGCUAUGUGGACGACAAGCAGUUAGCAAAGCUCCAUACCAAGGCCAACCUUAAGAAGUUCAUGGAGUAUGUUUAUCAGCUCAACGUUGACAAAGUCUCCAGGUUCUUGGAGAAAGGCCUUGAUCCUAAUUUUCAUGAUGCAGACACAGGAGAAUGCCCCCUGACCCUGGCGGUUCAGCUAGAGGGCAGUUCAGAGCUGAUUAAAGUUCUGAGGAGUGGAGGAGCUCACCUGGACUUCAGGACUAGAGACGGAAUCACAGCGCUGCACAGAGCUGUUCUCUCUAGGAACCACACAGCACUCACAACUGUGUUGGACCUGGGUGCGUCUCCAGACUAUAGGGACAGUCGUGGGUUAACUCCGUUGUACCACUGUGCCAUGGUGGGGGGAGACCCGUACUGCUGCGAACUGCUGCUGCAUGAACACGCUGUCAUAGGCAGCACCGACGAGAAUGGCUGGCAGGAGAUCCACCAGGCAUGUCGUCAUGGGAACGUGCAGCACCUGGAACAUCUGCUGUUUUACGGAGCCGAUAUGAGCUCUCAGAAUGCCUCAGGGAACACUGCCCUGCACCUGUGUGGUCUAUACAACCAGGACGGCUGUGCCAGAGUUCUGCUGUUCAGAGGAACAAAUAAAGACAUUAAGAACUACAACAACCAAACAGCUUUUCAGGUGGCCAUCAUUGCUGGGAAUUUUGACCUGGCAGAGAUCAUUAAGAUCCAUAAGGCCUCAGACGUAGUGCCUUUCAGGGAGAGCCCUUCCUAUUCCUCAAAGCGCCGACGUCUGGGUGGGGCCAACAAUGUUGGUGUGUGUGGCUCAUCAUCUCCCCGUUAUCUGAUUCGCUCAGCCAGCGACAACGCUCUGGAAAGCCCCGCCUCUUCUUCCCCCGGCCCCUCCCUCCACAGCCUGGAGAACACAAACACUUCCAACCGGCAGGCAGACACACACAGCCUUCGCAGACAGACACGUCGCCUCAGCCCGAGUGGCAGGCUACAGAGGGACCCCAGCCCGCCCCCAUCUCCCCCCAGCCCAGUGCAGCAUGGGAAACGUAGGCUGUACAGCGCCGUGCCGGGGAGGACGUUCAUCGCUACCCGCUCUCACACACCGCAGGGCCCCGGAGAGAUCAGCCUGCAUCGUGGGGAGAGGGUCAAAGUGCUGAGUAUAGGAGAAGGAGGGUUCUGGGAGGGUUCUGUUAAAGGACGGACCGGAUGGUUUCCUGCUGACUGUGUUGAAGAGGUCCAGAUGAGACAGUACGACCCACGCCUAGAAACACGAGAGGAUCGAACCAAGAGGCUUUUCAGACAUUACACCGUGGGUUCCUAUGACAACUACACUUCCUACAGUGAUUAUGUCAUCGAGGAGAAGAGUUCUGUGCUACAGAAGAGAGACAGUGAAGGAUUUGGCUUCGUCCUCCGUGGAGCUAAAGCGGAGACCCCAAUAGAGGAGUUUGCUCCUACCCCAGCGUUCCCGGCACUGCAGUACCUGGAGUCUGUUGACUUGGAGGGCGUAGCCUGGAGGGCGGGGCUUCGCACUGGGGACUUCCUCAUUGAGGUAAAUGGUAGUGAUGUGGUGAAGGUGGGUCAUAGACAGGUGGUGUCGCUGAUCCGUCAGGGAGGAAGUCAGCUGCUGAUGAAGGUUGUUUCAGUCACACGCAAACCUGAGUCCGACUUAGUCCGUAAGAAAGCACCUCCUCCGCCUAAGAGAGCGCCCAGCACGUCGCUCACACUGCGCUCCAAAUCUAUGACUGCUGAACUGGAAGAGAUAGAAAAGCUGGACGAGAUGUUGACUGGGUCCCAGGAGGCUGUGAUGAGAAAAUGCCCCUUGGAGGCGGACUACAGAGCGGCCACCGUGAAGCAGCGGCCAACCAGCAGACGAAUUACUCAACAAGAGAUCAACUCUUUGUUUGAGCGGCAGGGCCUGCCUGUUCCUCCAGGGGUUUCCUUGGGUCUGGAGAAAGCCACCAUGCAGCUGCCUCGUGGAAUGUCUCGGACCAAGUCCUUCGGUGCACCAGAGGAUGACAGGAUCUCUGCACUGAUUGGAGAGCAUCGGUUUCCAAGGAGCUCUUCGAUGACUGAUGGCUUCAUACCUCCUCCUCCCCAGACUGCCCCCCCUCCUCCCCCCUCUCACUACUUCCUGGACUCUGGCCCGCCACCGGCCUUCUGCCCUCCACCUCCCCCGCAGCGAGCAGCCGAUCAAUCACACUCCAGCUUCAAGCCGGGGGCGGAACCUAGGCUGCACGAGGUCUGUGAUUCGCCAACGUCUCGGAGCCAUGCAGAGCGGCAGAGGAAAGCUCGCUCCAUGAUCAUCCUGCAGGACUCACCUGUACCAGGCUAUCUACCUGCAGAGUCUGCCCCCCUAGGCCGACCUUCUGGGGCUACAGCAGGCCCUAACCCUCCAGGGGAGCGCAGCAGCAAUAGGAGGCGUGGCCGACCAGUAGAGAACCCGUAUGCCAACGUGGGUCAGCUGCCUGCCCCCCCCAGCAAGCCUCAGCGCCGCAAGUCUCCUCUCCUCAAACAGCUGCAGGUGGAGGAGGGGCCCAGCAGGGCAGAGCAAUACCAGCAGCAGGUGCUCACUGAGCGUGCUCAGAUACGGGUCACACCCCCUCAGGGCCGUAGGUCCUCCUUCUUCCUGUCUGUGGAGGGAGGGGGUUCAGAGCCCCCUCCCAUCCUACUGACCCAGUCCCACUCUGUAGAUGACCGGGAGCUGCCCCCCCCAUCCCCGUCCUAUCCCCCUCCUCCUCCCCCCUCCACCUUUCUCCACCCACUGACAGGCAAGCCUCUGGACCCCUCCUCCCCCCUCGCCCUGGCCCUUGCUGCCCGCGAACGAGCUCUCACUGCACGCACACCCAGCCCUGAACCCAGAACCAAACACGCACACUCACCUAGCCCCGAGCCCAGGCCGAAACACGCACACUCACCCAGCCUCGAGCCAAGGCCCAAACGAACCCCUCCUCCCCUGACCAGCCCUGAGCUCCAUCAUAAACGAAUCAACCCACCCAUUUUCCUUGAAGGACAGCUGGAGCGGCCAGUCGUAGAGCGGCCAGAGACAGAAGGCGGAGUCACAUCUCCUGCUGUGCCCUCCCCCGAGCGUUGGCAGGCUAUGCCCCUCCCUCCCAUCAGUCAGGUGACCAUCAAUAUAACCAAUGAAAGCCAGCCGGCAGGACGGGGUCUGGGAGAAGAGCUGAUUGAGGCGCUGCAUGGACAAUUACAGAGGAGGAGAAGUCUGACCGUUGGCAGCUCAGAGGAGGAGGGCGGGCCUUAUACGGUAACCCAGGGCCAAUCAGAGAGGAGGAAGAGUCUGGAGGGCGGGCCUUACACGGUGACCCUGCCCCCUGCACUGCUGUCAUCCAGUGAUGAGGAGACGAGGGAGGAGCUUCGUAAGAUUGGUCUGGUGUCUCCUCCCCUGGUGUUUGCCACGCCCCCCUCCCCCACCCAGCCCCCCUCCUCCCUCAGCCUGUCACCACGGAGACCCCAGGCAGGUGAGGGCAGGGGAGGAGGGGAGUCAGCUCCAGACUCAGGGGUGGAGGAGGGAGACCCUCACAUAGAGAACAUCUUAUCCCCCAGCAGCACCCCGGCCCCCAGCCUGCCCUCCCCAGAACCCCCACAGCCUUUCACUGACACCCCGAAAACCCUGCCCUCCACCACCUCAGACUCCCAGAGCCUGAAGCCCAGGCUGCGUUCUCCCCUGGGCCGUGGUCGCUCUGCUCUCAGGGAUCCUCUACUGAAACAGUCUUCAGACAGCGAUCUGCUUCCAUCUGGCUGUGGACCUGGACGCCCACCACCCUACCUCUUCCAGAGGAGAUCUAAACUUUGGGGGGAGGUGUCCGAGUCUCGACCCAGGCAGAGUAGCCCUGAGGAGGGCAGGCCAACUGCCGUGGGGGGUGGUGGGCUGGAGCUGGCCUCACGUCUCCAGUUACUCAGUAAAGACUCCCACUCACUCGGAGAGGAGCCUGCAGGACUGCUGGACCCUGGACACAGGUCUCCUGUGGGCGGAGCAAGAUGUCGCCAAGACAAUGGAGAGAGUAAAGCGUUGUUUAGUAGUCUUGGGGAUGUCCACACCAUCUCCCAGAGAGGUUUUGGUGGCACCACCUACACAGUCCGCCCGGGGAGCCGCUACCCAAUCACACCUCGCCGCAGUCCCAGCCCCUCCCCCUCACCUGCCCCUGUCCUCUCACCAGACAGGUCAGAGGUCAGUCCUGGGCGGGGCUUUGGCCUUAGCUCCUCCCAUCACCACCACACCAUCCUCAAGUCGUCUAGCCUCAGCUUGCCUUCGGAGCCCAAGGAGGUCCGCUUCGUAAUGCGGAGUGCCAGCGCUCGAACCCGUUCCCGCUCGCCCUCCCCCUCCCCCCACGCCUCCCCCUGCCCCUCCCCCGUACUGGGCUCCCCCUUGCUCGCCCUGCGGCCGUGGCGCCAACGCCCUCUAGCUCUGUGGAGUAAGUAUGAUGUGGGAGACUGGCUGGAGAGUGUUGGUUUGGCAGAGCAUCGUGCCCGCUUCCAGGAGCAUGAGAUUGAGGGUUCCCACCUCCCUGCCCUCACCAAGGAUGACUUCGCUGAACUAGGCGUGACACGAGUCGGGCACCGCAUGAACAUUGAGAGAGCACUCCGACAACUGCUGGACAACUGAACCUCUAACCAUUGAUAUCACUGAAGGGCUGUCACACCUGAACCCUAACCCUCUGGAGGUAUUCUGGCAGCACCAGUGGCUGUAACCUGGCAACACCAGUGGCUGUAACCUGGCAACACCAGUGGCAGUAUGCUUUCAGACAUCUAUUUUCCAAAGACAGCAUCACAUGGAGUUGAGCAUUUAGUAUUAACUUUUUAUGAAUAUACAAGAAAAUACCUCCUCCAUCGAAAUAUCUACAAUGUCGACAUAUUUUCCAAUAAUGAAAUUGAUGAUAAAUGUUUAAUAGGAAUAGAUAUAUUUAAAUAAAAUGUUGUGUUUCAUAACAACUUUAUUCUGUUUAGGGAAGGAUGAGAAGUGGUGGAUGAGACUUCAUCGUUAACCUGUUAGUCUACUACAUUACCGUGUUCGUCUACUACAUUACUGUGUUAGUCUACCACAUUACCGUGUUAGUCUACUACAUUACCCUGUUAGUCUACUACAUUACCGUGUUAGUCUACCACAUUACCGUGUUAGUCUACUACAUUACCGUGUCAGUCUACUACAUUACCGUGUUAUUCUACCACAUUACCGUGUUAGUCUACUACAUUACCGUGUCAGUCUACUACAUUACCCUGUUAGUCUACCACAUUACCGUGUUAGUCUACUACAUUACCGUGUUAUUCUACCACAUUACCGCGUUAGUCUACUACAUUACCAUGUCAGUCUGCUACAUUACCAUGUCAGUCUACUACAUUACCGUGUCAGUCUACUACAUUACCAUGUUAGUCUACUACAUUACUGUGUCAGUCUACUACAUUACCAUGUGCGUCUAUUGCAUUACCCUGUUAGUCUACCUUGUCAGUAUAAUACAUUACCGUGUCAGUCUAUUACAUUACCGUGUCCGUCUACUACAUUGCCGUGUUAGUCUACUACAUUACCAUGUCCAUCUAUUGCAUUACCCUGUUAGUCUACCUUGUCAGUAUAAUACAUUACCCUGUUAGUCUACUACAUUUCCAUGUUAGUCUACUACAUUACUAUGUUAGCCUACCUAUCUACCCUGUUAUUCUACUACCUUACUAUGUUAGUCUACCCUGUUAGUCUACUAUAUUACCAUGUUAGUCCACUACACUACUCUGCUCGUCUUCUACAUUACCAUGCUGUCUACCCUGUUAGUGUACUACAUUGCCAUGUAAGUCUAACAUGUUAGUCUACUACGUUAGUCUCCUGCAUUACCCUGUUAGUCUCCUACAUUACCCUGUUAGUCUUCUACAUUACCCUAUUGUCUGUAAGUCUACUACAUUACCAUGUUAUCUACCCUGUUGGCCUUCUACAUUACCCUGUUAGUCUACUACAUUACCCUGUUAGUCUAUUACAUUACCCUGUUAGUCUACCCUAUUAGUCUACUACACUACCCUGUUAGGCUACCCUGUUAGUUUAAUACAGUAUCAUGUUAGUCUACUACAUUACCCUGUUGUCUAACCUGUUAGUCUACUACAUUGCCAUGUUAUCUAUCCUGUUAGUCUUCUACAUUACCCCAUUAGUCUACUACACUACCCCGUUAGUCUAAUACAUUACCCUGUUGUCUAACCUGUUUGUUUACUACAUUAUCAUGUUAGUCUACUGCAUUAUCGUGUUAGUAUACUACAUUACCCUGUUUGUCUACCAGAUUACCUUGUUAGUCUGCUACAUUACUAUGUGUCUAAAUCUUAAGCCUAAAUUAGUUUAUUCUGUCAGGAAGACCUCGAAUGAACCUCACUAGUAUACAUGUUUUAUAUGAAUUUUAAGCAAUGUUGACAGGAAAGUUUCCAGUAUAUGUUUUCUAAUAUCCCUAGCUACUGGUUUGUAUGGAUUUUAUACCUAUCUGUGAUGCUCUAAGGCAGAGUAAAAGGUUCAGAACAGUAUUUUUACACAGAAGACGGUGCUAUUUCACUAAAGCCAUCUGUACAGAGCAACCCUACGCCUACGCCUAAACCUAACCCUAAACCUAGCACUUAACCUAAGCUUAAACCUAGCACUAAAACUAAACCUACACGUAAACCUAGCUAACACUAAUGCCUUGGGAUAUUACCAUGGUCCAAUAGCGCACGCAGGCACGCGCACACACACACACACGUGUACCACAGAUACAGGAAAUUCCAUAGUCACAUGACAGGGUACAGGAAGUUCCAGUUAGUCCAGUAGGGAAAGGCACCAGCAUGGUUCAUCUGCAGUGUUUUAACAUGCAUUGACAUAUAAAACAUUGAACCUCAUAAUCAAA